UUAACCUUGCUGCGCUACGCUGAUAAACAAACAGUUGCGAAUUGCAGUUGACGCUUGACGGUUGUCUGUGGUGGUAGCCGGUGUUUUUUAAGUUGUUGACCGCACAAAUCAAGUCGAAAGUUGGUUAGUAGUGAUAAACUUGACAGUAAAAAGUGAACUAGAAACUUAGUGGUGUACGGUGUUUUUGGAUUUACCGCCGACUGGAAGGGAUUCGAUCCCUGAUAACGAACGUGAUGUAUAUGCAAAUGAAUGAUUGUGAUGAUGCUGAUUCGUUAAGCCGUCUGGUUUUCAAUUCAAUGUCGAUGACUUCCAGUAAUGAUAGCGAAUUCUUCGAAAGUUCAUCCAUAACAAACGUCAUAAAUGAGGAUGUCAAUCUUAACACAGCUUAUUACGAUAAUCAACCUAUGGAACUGGGUGAAGGCGAAAAUAAGGUGAACUUACUAGAAUGGACGACAAAGCCGGUGGUGCGAUGGAAUACAACAGACAUCCUAACGUGGGUGCUGGCUGUGGCCAAAGAGAACAACAUCGAUGCGAUGGCAGAUGAAACGAACACCAUGGUGGCUUUUUCGGAUUUGAAAGAUGGCGGCCGACUCAGUCAAUGCAGCCGCGAUGAUUUCCUUAGACUCACACCAAAUCGAGAGUUUGCUCUGCUACUCUAUGCAAACCUCAUGAAACUCAAACACAAUGAAGAUCUCAGUUUUGCCAGUUUCCAGUCAUUGGACCAUUACACGAAUUCCAGUCAAAUGGUGCCAUUAAUCAGUGUUUCCAGUUGUUAUGAUUCUGGAGAUAAUGCUAGUCUUUAUCCGCUACAAGAAGACUUUACGGGCGCAGGCGACAGUGGAUACGAGGACCCAUCUGACUCAGAGUUGAUGGGAAUGCUGAACCAGCACAAUGCCGAGACGGUCGACUACGCUACACUGCCCGUAAUGCCGAUGUCGGCCUUUGGGUUGGCGGCAGCAGCUGAGGAGGCGACAUCCUCCUCGGAGGCCGAGUCUGAAGAGGAGACCGUGGUUGAGGAGGAGAGUGCGGUUGUACUGACUAGUGAGGGAGGCGCCAAGAAACGGCCCGGAAGGCCGAGGGGCAUCCGAAAAAAGAAACCAGAAAAAGUAGGAAGGCUGUGGGAGUUCAUCAGAGACCUGCUAAACGACUCGAGGUAUUGUCCGAGCAUCAUUUGCUGGGAGGACUACGAGAAGGGCACAUUCCGAUUUGUGCAGAGUGAGAAGGUAGCCAAACUGUGGGGCGAAAAGAAGGAGAACUCCGAGAUGAACUUCGAGAAAUUCAGCAGAGCCAUGAGGUAUUACUACAAAAGCAAAGUGCUAAUACCCGUCCAAAGGCGUCUUGUUUAUCAGUUUGGACCGAAGGCGAUGAUCAGACAAAACCAGGCCUUGCAGAGCUCAAAUCCCUACAAAAAUAGUUAUCUAUCUUAGAAAAAAAGCCCACAUUCCAAGAAUGAAACAGUAUUACAAAUAGUAUUCAAUUAGCACUUUACUUUUGUAGUAGUACCAUAGCUGAAACAAUAAUACAAUGACAUUUGUUAUUAUCAAAAAUCUUUUGAUUUCGGAUUUUAACAGAAUAUUUUUAUUUUCAUUUCAGGUACCACUACAAGAAAAAUGUGCUAAAAUCAAAUAAAACUCGUCUUGUCUAUCAGUUCGGACCGAUGGCAAUCAUUUAACAAAACCAGGAUCUGUCGAGCUCUAUCAAACCUCUAUCUUCUUCAUGCUCCAACUUCUAUCAAAUUGGUCUCCCAUCGUAAUAGCCAUUCCAAAAGCGUUGUUAGCACUUUGCUUUUGUAGUAGUACCUGAAACAGUACAAUAAAAUUUUGUUGAUUUCAAAAGUCCUCGAUAUCCUUGAAGGAUUAAGAAUUCGAAAAUUAACAGAAUUUCUCUUUCAUUUCAGGCACUACUACAAGAAAAAUGUGCUAGUACCAAAUCCCAGUCGUCUUGUCUAUCAGUUUGGACCAAAGGCGUUGAUCAGGCAAAACCAGACUCUGCCAAGUUUAAACCUCUUUCAAAAUAUUUAUUCAUCGUAAACAAAUUAUAAAAAUAGACGAACUAUGAAGCUGGGCUCAUCAAUCUUGACGCAUCAUGAAUCGAAUAUCAAUCUUGAUGUAAGAAGUCAAAGUUUCUGCAUUCCCAAUCUGGAGUCAAUAUAGUUCUUGGAGUGCCUUCAGCUUUUUUCAAUUUUCUUGAAGUGUUUUCAAAUAUCUAAAAGGCUCAUCAACUUCUUGAAAGUUAGAGAUCCUGGUCUGCUAAUAAGAACUGUGAUAAUUUUUAGAGAAUUUGUGUAUCGGUCCAAAAUCAUCUCAAUUCAUAUUAUUUGUGAUAAUAGUGAUAUGAUGCCAUAAGUUCAUAAGUGUGAUAAUGAACUUGGAUGCGAUGAUGAUGAAUUUAGUUCAUGACCUUAUAUGAAUGAUGAAGCCUAUAGUCGUAAAUUAGAUUCAGCGAUGAAUCUGAAUAUUCUCAAAUGAGAUGGCAAAUUCAGAAAAUGUGUAUGAUGUAACAAUAAUUUACAGAAAAUGAAUGUGUUCAUGAAAUUAAGCUUCACGUUUAAUUCAUUUGAAGAAUUUGAUAGGUAGUGAAUUGAAGCAUUUCGUGAUAUGUGGUAAAUAUGUGAACAAACUGAGUUUUUCAAUCUUUCACGUUGAAAUAUACAUUCAUGUUAUAUUGUGGAAAUGCUGAUUCAUUAGAAUAUACUAUAAAUAGUAAACUAUGUAUUGUAUAAUGGGUGGAAUCAAAAUUGUAGACGAUAAUUUUUUUUUGUUGUGUGGUAUGGUACCAUUAUAUGACUGAAAUAAGUUGUAAAAUCUAAUAUUUUAUGUUUGCUUUGGAAUGAUCUCUGAAGAUACUUAUUCAGGCUGUUUUUAAUAGAAAGAGAUCAAACUCUGUACUGUAGUCUAAAAAUGAUGAUUCCCCUUUUAAUGGCGUGAUAAGAUUGAAUGUGUAUCUGUUUUUUUGUUAUAAAGUAACCAACUAUCUUAUUAUUGUGCUUUGUAUACUUCUCUUUCGUAAUUUAGUUAAAAUGUAAAAUGCUAUAUUGGCUUCGAGUUCUAUUGGUGCUAAUAUUUUCUAAGCAUAUAUGUUGUAAAGAUUUUCCUUAAAAUAAUUCUAAUGUUCUUAAAUCCUCACAUGAGUUUAUUACUAUUAUCUCCAAACAAAUAAUUGUACAGAACAUCAAAUUAAGUUGAUUAAUUCAUUUCUAGAGAUAUCUUUACUACAUCGAAUAUAAAUAAUCUUAGUAUUCCAUUGAGUGUUGAUUUAGAAGUUACUGUCUUUAUCCUAUUUUUGGAUAAUAAGUUGAUCUUAAAAUGAAAAAUAAUACUGUUAAACAUAAUUUUUUUAAUGAAUCUUAUAAAUUUAUACAUUUAGUUUCAUAAAUCUAUAUAAUUUAUAAGUUCAAUCAAUGAUGAUUUAAAAAGUAUUCUGAAUAUUCCCAAUGAAUGUGGGUUUGCUAAGGGCAAAUAUGUAAAGAGAAAACUAAUUCACGUUUUAGAUGAAGACAUUCAACGAAACUAUAAGUUGAUUACUAAGAGUAUGAGUUUCUUAAUUAUGCUAAUUAGAUUAGAGGCUCUCAUCAUGAAUAAAAGUUCAUUAAUCUCCAUUAUCACGCAAAUAUUAUAAGUAUUUUCAACUGAUAAGAUGUGAAUCAUGAUAAUUAUUUUUUCUAUUAUCAUUAAUUUAUAGAUGAAAUUAAUCCAAUGGGUUUUUGCCUUCUCUAAUCUAAAUAAGAUUAGCCACAUAAAUCUGAAACCCAUUUACAAUUAAAUAUAAUAUUCCUGAUUACUUUAAGACCUUGGGGCAUGAUAACUGUGCCGAAAGUUAUAUUGGCUGUGCUUAUUACAGAUUACGACAUAUAUCACUCAGUAAAUUAAAAAUAAUAAUAUCCUUGAGAAAAUUUGUUUUCAUGUUUCAAAAAUCAAUUAAAUAAAUUAUUUGGGAAAGUUAUUCAAUAAAUUAAUUAUAUCAAAUUUAUUUUGUCUUGGUUACCACAAAAUAUUUCUUCAUUGAUUUGUGAUUGUAAACUCAUAAUCGUAGAUUCUGAAUUUUAUUCAUUCAGAAUAAAUUUAUAUGGAUUCUCAUAUUCUAAUUUUUAAGCUUUGUAAUUUAUUAUACUUGACUAUGAUUUCUGUAUCUCUCACUUCUUUCAGCUUCAAAGUGUAACAAUUCUAGAUUAUUUAAAAAAACUCUCCGUCAAUUUUCUAAUUUUGCAAUCCAAAUCACAAAUUCUAAAUCAUAAGACUGACUACCUUCAUGAUAAGAAAAUCAAAAAAACUUACAACUACUGUAAAAACCUAUUGUAUAUAAUGUAAAUAUUAUCACCUUAGAUGUAACAUGUUAUUGUUUGAUAAAUAUAUUGAUAAAAAGUUAUGGUAAUAAUUAUUUUCAAUGAAAAAUAUAUCUGUAUUAAAGAACAGUCCAUUGUCAUAGAAAAUGUUGUUUUAUAUCGUCACAAGUUUAUACUUAAUCAAAAAUAUUGAUCAAUAGAACGGAACAAUCAAACAGUUACAAAUUAAUAAUAUUCAGUUUAGAUGAUUUUCUACUUUUUGUACUGUAUGUGUAUCUAUCUAGUCUUAAGAAUAUGAUUAUUGAAUUAAAUGGAAAUAUUCUGUGAA
Messenger RNA from Nilaparvata lugens (brown planthopper), 4610 nucleotides. RefSeq names its product ETS homologous factor-like. Gene Ontology annotation, biological process: cell differentiation; regulation of transcription by RNA polymerase II. Lineage: Eukaryota; Metazoa; Arthropoda; Insecta; Hemiptera; Delphacidae. Gene Ontology annotation, molecular function: sequence-specific DNA binding; DNA-binding transcription factor activity, RNA polymerase II-specific. The record is from RefSeq and is a predicted model, not a curated record. The transcript is spliced from 8 exons. Gene Ontology annotation, cellular component: nucleus. The coding region runs from base 234 to 1427 and encodes 397 amino acids.